CUUGACAAACACAGGAAGCUCCUGCUGGCGUACGAAGCGAGGACAACGGUCCGCAUCAGCCACCAAUUUCCCAACGUGCAGCUGACUGCCUCACACAAGGACUCCAGCUACAUCACCAUCGCGAGGGUGUUGCCUGAGGACGAGGGCUGCUUCCGCUGCAUCUUCGAUGUCUUCCCCAGGGGCUCGCAGGAAGGCAGCGCGUGCAUCAGGGUGACUGCCAGGGUGCAUCUUGACGGCAAUAAAACGGCCGUGAGCGGCAAGGCAGCCGUCCUCUCCUGCUGGUACGACCUCCCUGAGCGUGUGCAGCAGGUUCUGUGGAAGAAGACAUCCCAGCAGGGCCACGCCAUCACCCUGGCCUCCUACUCCAAACAAGGUCACUACAACAUCGAGGAGGCACUGCGAGCUCGCCUCAGCCUGAGUAGAAGUCUGGGAGCCCCCCAGCUGAAUUUCCAAUCGGUCGCCAUUGAAGACGAGGCCUGCUACACCUGCGAGUUCAACACGUAUCCUGACGGGACCAGGAGUAACACGGCUUGCCUCUAUGUUUAUGUGUUACCGGAGGCGAAGGUGACCCACGCAACCUUGUCGUCAGGGGACACCGAGGCCAAUUGCACGGUGCGGUCGCGCCCCGCAUCAAACAUCACGUGGAGGAUCGGCGAGGACAACCAAACCCUCGAAUCGCCGCUCGUUUCCCUCUCCCAGGAGACGGACGGCACCACGACGCUGACGAGCACACUGCACCUCCAGUCGGGGGUGUUCACCAAGCGCUCGGUCCAGUGCAUAGUGCACCACCAGGGACUGGAGAUGCCUCUCGCAGUGUCCCUCCACAACCUUGUGAACCCCGUCAAAGUCACCCUCAUCUGGCUGGGCGGUGUGGUGGCAGUCCUGCUCCUCUUCUGCUUGUGCGUGUAUCUCCGCGUUUCCGCUAAGAAGUGAGCUGGUGCCAUUGCUUCUUUGUCAAAGAAACCUGGCAGGUUGGGACUUGGAAAGAAAUAUCGACUGUGAAAAACUAAAAAAACAUUUUUUUUACAUUGUCCAGCUAUUUUGACCACACAAGUGAGCCUGUGGAAGCGUCCUACCUGACUUUUCCCUAUCAGCCUUAAUUUAUACCAGUAUCAUCCUGAUAACAAUCAGCAAUGAAGUCUUUAGACCUCCAGCCCUUGUGUUUUUUCAAAGUGCAUCGAAUGUAUUUGCUAACAGCAUGCGAAAAGGGGGAGGACGAAAAAAAAAAUUCAAGUGUCUGUUAUUUGCUAUUUAUAGGGGCCAAGGUCGGGAAGGGCAGCUGACCUGUGACUGAAGAGAUUGUUUGUGAAGUUAAUGGUUUUGUGUACAUGUGACAAGGGAAAACUUGUCAAGUGUUACUGACAGUUUUAAAGUCAUACUUGCAGACUGUGUAGAAGUAAAACAAUGUUGGGAAUGUGUUCAUGUAUGUUUUAAAGGCCUAAUGAAAUGCGAUUUUCUUAUUUAAACGGGGAUAGCAGGUCCAUUCUAUGUGUCAUACUUGAUCAUUUCGCGAUAUUGCCAUAUUUUUGCUGAAAGGAUUUAGUAGAGAACAUCGUCGAUAAAGUUCGCAACUUUUGGUCGCUGAUAAAAAAGCCUUGCCUGUACCGGAAGUAGCAGACGAUAUGCGCGUGACGUCACAGGUUGUGGAGCUCCUCACAUCCGCACAUUGUUUACAAUCAUGGCCACCAGCAGCGAGAGCGAUUCGGACCGAGAAAGCGUCGAUUUCCCCAUUAAUUUGAGCGAGGAUGAAAGAUUUGUGGAUGAGGAAAGUGAGAGUGAAGGACUAGAGGGCAGUGGGAGCGAUUCAGACAGGGAAGAUGCUGUGAGAGGCCGGUGGGACCUGAUAUUCAGCUGGGAAUGACUAAAACAGUAAAUAAACACAAGACAUAUAUAUACUCUAUUAGCCACAACACAACCAGGCCACAAAUAUGCCACAAAUUAAUCCCGCAUAACAACCACCUCCCCCCUCCCGUCCAUAUAACCCGCCAAUACAACUCAAACAACUGCACAACACACUCAAUCCCACAGCCCAAAGUACCGUUCACCUCCCCAAAGUUCAUACAGCACAUAUAUUUCCCCAAAGUCCCCAAAGUUACGUACGUGACAUGCACAUAGCGGCACGCACGUACGGGCAAGCGAUCAAAUGUUUGGAAGCGUACUCACGGUACCGCGUCUGCGUAUCCAACUCAAAGUCCUCCUGGUAAGAGUCCCUGUUGUCCCAGUCCUCCACAGGCCAAUGGUAAAGCUUGACUGUCAUCUUCCGGGAAUGUAAACAAUGAAACACUGGCUGUGUUUGUGUUGCUGCAUGCCGGCCGCAAUACACCGCUUCCCACCUACAGCUUUCUUCUUUGCUGUCUGCAUUGUUCAUUGAACAAAUUGCAAAAGAUUCACCAACACAGAUGUCCAGAAUACCGUGGAAUUUUGCGAUGAAAACAGACGACUUAAUAGCUGGCCACCAGGCUGUCCCAAAAUGUCCUCUAAAAUCCGUGGCGUCACGCGCAGCCGUCAUCAUACCGAGACGUUUUCAGCAGGAUAUUUUGCGCGAAAUUUAAAAUUGCACUUUAGUAAGCUAACCCGUAUUGGCAUGUGUUGCAAUGUUAAGAUUUCAUCAUUGAUGUAUAAACUAUCAGACUGUGUGGUCGGUAGUAGUGGGUUUCAGUGGGCCUUUAAAAUGUUAUGAAAUUAGAGUUUCAAAACUCUCCUUCACCUUUUUCUGGUUUCGUACACAUCAUA
This is a messenger RNA of Nerophis lumbriciformis (worm pipefish), 2733 nucleotides long. RefSeq names its product OX-2 membrane glycoprotein-like. Gene Ontology annotation, molecular function: cell-cell adhesion mediator activity. NCBI's taxonomy places the organism in Eukaryota, Metazoa, Chordata, Actinopteri, Syngnathiformes, Syngnathidae. The record is from RefSeq and is a predicted model, not a curated record.